Molecule: messenger RNA, 993 nt
Organism: Rhagoletis zephyria (snowberry fruit fly)
Lineage: Eukaryota; Metazoa; Arthropoda; Insecta; Diptera; Tephritidae
Source: RefSeq, a predicted model, not a curated record
AUGACGCCUCCGACGCCCACCUCGACUCCCAACUCGCAGACUCACCACCAUAACAGCACCACCACUUCUCUCAACUCACACCAGAGCAGUAACAAUCAAAACUCACAUAACUCCAACAGCUCGGCAAACAGCAAGAAAGAGUCAGACAGAGUGAAGCGGCCCAUGAAUGCUUUCAUGGUCUGGAGCAGAGGUCAAAGACGUAAAAUGGCUCAAGAAAACCCCAAAAUGCACAAUUCGGAAAUCAGCAAACGCUUAGGAGCAGAGUGGAAACUGCUGUCCGAAGUGGAAAAGCGGCCUUUUAUCGACGAAGCAAAACGACUUCGAGCAGUGCACAUGAAGGAACACCCCGACUACAAGUACCGGCCUAGGCGAAAGACCAAGACACUGAUGAAGAAGGAGAAGUAUCCGAUAGGCACUGGACUCGGCAGUCUCGCCUCUGACCAGAGUCGAUCAGCGGCGGCUGCGGCAGCGGCCGUGCAACAAGUGAGCCGAGACAUGUACCAGAUGAACGGGUACAUGGCCAAUGGCUACCCGAGCAUGAUGCACGAAGCAUAUCAACAACAUGCCGCCAGCUACGGCACUGCCGCCUCAAUGGCCGCCAACGGCGGUCUCUACGGGCGCUACGACAUGUCGCAGAUGACCAUGCCCGGCGGGUCGAUGCCGAUGGCGUACAUGAACGGCUCCUCGAACUACUCCUCAAUGGCGCCCAUGUCCGCCUCUGCCUACUCCUCAAUGGGCUCCUCCGCCAGUCCGAUGUCUGGCACUGGCUCUUCACUGUCCAUCAAGUCAGAGUCAUCGGGGCACAGCGGCAACUCUCCGAGCACCAUGGCGGCCGCAGUGGCCGCUGCAGCCCGCAGUCGUCCUUGCAAUAGCGAACUGCGAGAAAUGAUCAGCAUGUACCUGCCACCGGGCGAAACCGACCAGAGUCGACUUCAAAUGCAAAACCACUACCAAAGCUCCGGUGAACAUCCAAUGCCACUUUCGCACAUCUAG